AUGGGAACUCUUGGUCGUACCAGCGCCUCUAAAUGGAGGACUGCGACGAAAUUUGGCGCAAGUCCUGCCGCGUCGCUCGACCCGGUCGAUGAGAAGACUUCAAAGGAAUGGCAGAAACUCUUGUACAAGGAACCUGGAUUCACGGUUCCAACCAGGUUUAAGAUUCGGCUUCCCCAAAAUGCAAUCAGAGGUGGUGUUCAAAAGUGA
Theileria equi strain WA is the source of this 207-nucleotide messenger RNA. RefSeq lists its product as hypothetical. Bases 1 to 207 code for a protein of 68 amino acids. The transcript is spliced from 2 exons. The record is from RefSeq and is a predicted model, not a curated record. Lineage: Eukaryota; Apicomplexa; Aconoidasida; Piroplasmida; Theileriidae.